ACCCUCGUUGUCACAACAAGCCAACGGCGAAUCGGUCGCGGUGCACCGAUCGACUGUAUUGAUUUCGUCGGCGAGGUCGCAAGAAUUCUGAAUUGCUUGGAGGGUUUGUUUGAUAUUGCUUCAAAGGAGGUUCUUGUUUACUAGAUACAAUUGAUAUAAACCUCCAGCCUUUGAAAAAUAAUAUCAGCAGGAACCACGCUUGAUCAUUUGUAGCGAGCGAAUUCUUUGCCGAUCCCAUAAGCACUAGUCUAUCUCCUAUCAGAAACCUCCAGAAUGAUGCAUAUGAAGCGUCUCCUUUCGAUCUUUGUUCCUUCCUUUGGAUUUUCUUCAUCGUCGGCAUCAAGUAGGCUUAAAAUUGGAGACAUUUUAAAACAGGCAAGGACAUUCUCAAAUGCAGAUGUUGUUGAAUAUUCAAAGCUGAGCUGUGAUUCAAACCCUCUGCAUUUCGACUCCGAUUGUGCUCGGAAUGCUGGUUUUGGAGAUCGGCUUGUUCAUGGAAUGCUUGUUGCUUCCUUAUUUCCUAGGAUCAUUGCUUCUCAUUAUCCUGGAGCUGUUUAUGUUUCACAGAGCCUGCAGUUCAGGUUGCCAGUCCAUAUUGGAGAGGAUAUUACUGGUGUUGUACAGGCAACUAAUAUAAGAGAAAUCAAGAAGAAAUACAUUGUAAAAUUCUCAACGAAGUGUUUCAAAAAUGAUGACCAACUUGUUCUUGAUGGUGAGGCUACGGCAAUCUUGCCUACUUUAGAGCCAGGUGAAUCUAUGGGCUGAGUGAAGCAGGUUCAGAGUAUGAUUAUUAUUAUUUUUUAUUUUUUUUAAAAUUUUUUUAUUUGUAGCAAUUUUCUUGUUAAACCUUAUGAUCAAGUCCAAUAAAUUUAUACUGUGAAUGCUAGUGUCUUAAAGCGACUCAGCCAAGCUGCUAUGGGUCUGAUGCUCAAGGACCUUUGAUCUUUUAAGGCUAGACCUUUUAAACUAGGUAUGAAAAUAGUCAUGCUUUAUUUUUUGGAUUAAUUUUGUUUGUAGAAUUCAGAAGCAGUACCAUUUCAGGUUGAUACAAUUGGCUACUAUACUUUCCAGUUUUGCCAUUUAAACUAGUUAUGUCAUGUUUUACUCUUUGGUGACAUUGUAUUAUUGUUUUUUCUUUGGUCAAAUUUUAUUUACUGGUUUUGGACAUGUAAAUUAUUGCAAUACAUAAUUUGGUUAACUUUAUUUUAAUUGUGACACGGUAUAGAGU
This is a messenger RNA of Cornus florida, 1228 nucleotides long. Its product is annotated as 3-hydroxyacyl-[acyl-carrier-protein] dehydratase FERN, mitochondrial. The record is from RefSeq and is a predicted model, not a curated record. NCBI's taxonomy places the organism in Eukaryota, Viridiplantae, Streptophyta, Magnoliopsida, Cornales, Cornaceae. Bases 274 to 765 code for a protein of 163 amino acids. The transcript has 5 exons.